This is a messenger RNA of Andrographis paniculata, 2234 nucleotides long. RefSeq names its product protein NRT1/ PTR FAMILY 4.5-like. The transcript has 6 exons. The record is from RefSeq and is a predicted model, not a curated record. Gene Ontology annotation, biological process: transmembrane transport. Gene Ontology annotation, molecular function: transmembrane transporter activity. Bases 146 to 1939 code for a protein of 597 amino acids. Lineage: Eukaryota; Viridiplantae; Streptophyta; Magnoliopsida; Lamiales; Acanthaceae. Gene Ontology annotation, cellular component: membrane.
AUUAUAUUCUCUCACACCUCGAUCGAGCAAAUUCUCUAGAGAAAGAAAAUCUAACAUCGAUCGAUCCAUCAAUAAUUGAUCAACCCCAUUUUAAUUUGCAAAACUCGAUCUUUAUCUAGAGCAUUGUCUCAUUGGCAAACAAGCCAUGACGCCGGGGGACGACUCGGAGCGAGGCGACGCCGCGCUAAUUAGGCCGUCAAGUAUUAGGAAAGGGGGGUUUAGAGCUACCUCCUUCAUCUAUGCUUUGGUGGCAUUGGAACAUAUGGGAUUUGUGGCUAACAUGGUUAGCUUAGUGCUCUACUUUUCUUACAAGAUGCACUUCGAUCUGUCGAAUGCAGCCAACACUCUCACUAACCUCAUGGGCUCGACUUUCUUGCUCUCCAUUAUUGCUGGCUUCAUUUCAGACACAUAUAUCAAUAGGUUCCAAACUGCUCUCAUUUUUGGAACCCUCGAAGUCUUGGCUUUAUCGAUGAUGACAAUCCAAGCCCACACUGAUAGUCUGCUGCCGGAGCCGUGUGGGAAGUCCAGCUGUCUCGCCGGCGGCGUCGCCGUCUAUUUCUACGCGACGCUGUGCCUCCUGGCGCUGGGGGUCAGCGGCGUUCGGGCGUCGCUGCCGCCGCUGGGGGCGGAGCAGUUCGACCCCCACCACCCCAAGGAGGCCAAGAGCCUCGCCAGCUACUUCAAUUGGCUGCUGCUCAGCACCGUCUCCGGCGCGACGGUCGGAGUCACCGUCGUCGUUUGGGUGGCGACCAAUAAGAAUAAUCAUAAUUGGUGGAAAGGGUUUCUGAUCACCGCCGUCGCCACAUUCGUCGGAUUGUUAUUCCUCAUCGCCGGCAAGCCUUUCUACCGCCUUCGAGCCCCUUCCGAUAGCCCCCUUAUUAGAGUUGCUCAGGUUAUUGUUGUUGCGAUUAAAAAUCGAAGAUUGCCAUAUCCGGAGAGUUCAAAUGAGCUCUACGAGAUCAAUGAAAAGGAGUCCAAUCCAACGGUUACCAAAAUUGCCCAUACCGAACAAUUCAGAUGGCUAGACAAGGCCGCAAUCCUCCCUCCCAACACGGCGGCGUCGCCAUGGAAGGUCUGCAGAACCACCCAGGUGGAGGAGGUGAAGAUCCUGGCCAGAAUGGCCCCCAUCAUCGGCAGCACCAUCAUCCUCAACACGUGCAUGGCUCAGCUCCAGACCUUCUCCGUCCAGCAGGGCUACCGCAUGGACCCCCGCCUCUCCUCCUUCCACGUCCCCCCCGCCUCCAUCCCCGUCAUCCCCCUCCUCUUCAUGCUCCUCCUCAUACCCCUCUACGACCGCCUCUUCGUCCCCUUCGCCCGCCGCCUCACCGCCCACCCCUCCGGCAUCACCCACCUCCAGCGUGUCGGCGUCGGCCUCCUCCUCUCCGCCGUCUCCAUGUCCACCGCCGCCGCCGUCGAGCUCAGGCGGAAGCGCCGAUCCCUCCGCGACCCAACCCGACCCAUCAGCCUCUUCUGGCUCGCCUUUCAGUACGGCACCUUCGGGAUCGCCGACAUGUUCACCCUCGUCGGCCUCCUCGAGUUUUAUUACAGGGAGGCGCCGGAGGGGAUGAAGACGCUGUCGACUUCUUUCACGUGGAUUUCGCUGUCGUUCGGGUACUUUUUGAGCAGCGUUUUUGUUUCCGUUAUAAAUUCGGUGACUCGGCGGAUUGCGCCGAGCCGGAAGGGGUGGCUGCAGGGGCAGGAUUUGGACAAGAACAAUCUCAACUUGUUUUAUUUGUUCUUGGCUGUGUUGAGUGGGCUCAAUUUCUUGAAUUAUUUGUAUUGGGCUAGAUGGUACAAGUGCAAGAAUGUCGAAGAUGGUGGUGGCGGCGGCGGUGGUGGUGGUGGUGGUGGUGGUGCGGCGGAGGAGGCGGGGGGAGAGGUGUUUAUGGCAUCAAAUGGUUGCUAUGUGGUGGAAGAACAGAGUAAUGGGAAAGGCUAAUGAAAGGUACUUGAGGAAAAUAAUUAAAGAGAGAGAUAAUUUUUAUAUAUAUAUACAGUGGUGAUAAUUGGUGCUCUUUUUUUUCUUUUUCUUUUUUUGAAUGUGGUUUUUGUACAUUAGGUGUUUGUGUGUGAGUGGUUUUGAUCGUAUUAUGAGAAAUGAUUCAUAUGGUGGAAUUUGAUGAUGUAAGUAAGUAAGCAUGUGUGUAUAUGUAUGUAUGCAUGUGUUUGUAAAAAGAGAAAUGCUUUAAUGGAGAUUUUUAAAGCCUGAAAAUAAAUAAAUAUAUAUAUUUAUA